This is a messenger RNA of Aspergillus novofumigatus IBT 16806, 1655 nucleotides long. RefSeq names its product Sec62 family protein translocation protein. The record is from RefSeq and is a predicted model, not a curated record. Gene Ontology annotation, cellular component: endoplasmic reticulum; endoplasmic reticulum membrane. Bases 148 to 1347 code for a protein of 399 amino acids. The transcript has 3 exons. Gene Ontology annotation, biological process: post-translational protein targeting to membrane, translocation. Lineage: Eukaryota; Fungi; Ascomycota; Eurotiomycetes; Eurotiales; Aspergillaceae.
UGUGAUUCUCCGGCUUCUUUCAUCUUUCAGCCAAACCACUUUGACACACUCCCCUUCCAGCUUCAUACUCAUUAUCCGGCAUUCAUGCAUCAGUCUUUCCUCUCUUAAUUGAUUUAUUGACGCAAAUUAUCUAAAUUCCCUUUCAACAUGGCGGCUCCAGGUGGGCCUAGCCCGCAGCAGAUUGCUGCCAUGCAGCAGCAGUUCGCCGCGGAAGCAGCAAGACGAGGAAUGACCCCCGAGGAAUUCGCAAGACAGCAGCGCGAACAACUGAAUGCAGAGGCCGCGAAGCACGGCAUGACGACCGAACAAUACGUUCAGCAGUUGAGGAUGCGAGCUAUGGCCGCGCACCAGCAGCAGAUGGCCCAACAACAGGCUCAAGCAUCGCAGCAGCAGGGACAAGCGGGCCCCCAGCAGCAGCAACAGCAACAACAGGGACAGCCUGGACAGCCCUCUCCGCCUCAGCAACAGAUGCAGCAAGUCCCUGUGAACCCGUCGAAUCCUCCCGACCCUAAAGCGAUCGCGGUCGCCCAGUUCUUACGCUCCCAGAACCUCAAGUCUCGCACGUGUAUCCUGGACGGACAAAGAAAGGACAUGUUCAAAGUCAAACGCGCCAUCCGCGCCCUCGAAUCCCCCGCCUACGCCAAAGCCGCCGCCAAAAAGAACUCCCUCCUCCCUCCCGUCACCGACCGCGCCUCCGCCGAAAACGUCUUCAAGCUCCUCCCUCUCUCCCUUCUCGCCCUGCGCGUCUCCAAAGUCGACCCGCACGCCGGCCACAACCACGCCAAACCGAAGACCCGCGUCAAGGGCCUCUGGACCGUCAAGAUCGAGCAGCACCAGGAGACAGACCCCAUGAUGCACUACGUCUGGCUCUACGAGGGACCCCAGUGGAAACAGAAGGCCAUGGCCGCUGCCGUCGUGGCGGGUAUCUUUGCCGUUGUCCUCUUCCCGCUGUGGCCCAUCAUGCUCCGCCAGGGCGUCUGGUACCUCAGCGUCGGGAUGAUGGGUCUGCUGGGUCUCUUCUUCGCCAUGUCCAUCUUCCGUCUGAUUCUGUUCUGCGUGACCGUCUUCGUCGUGCCUCCCGGCCUCUGGUUGUUCCCUAAUCUCUUCGAGGAUGUCGGAUUUAUUGAUAGCUUUAAGCCUUUGUGGGGUUGGCAAGAGAGCAAGAAAAAGAAGAAAAAGUCCAAGAAGGCCGUUGCUGGCGCUGAGGCCGCAGAGCCACAAACUGCAUCGGGCAAGGGAGAUGACGCUACCCCUUCCGCGACCACAACAGCAACACCUGCGGCAGAUUCCUCCGGCGUCUUGAAGCGCGACCUGGCGCCCAAGGUGGAAGAAGCCACUGAGGAGUAAAUGGCAUAGAUGGGUUGCACUAGGGCAUGAUCUUAGGAUGCAUCGUAUCGUAUCAACGAGUUGCUUUGCCUUUUGGGUCAUUGUGGUUGUUCUGGGUCAUGUUCUGGACCUUGGGUUUCGUGUUCAUCGGAUGAAUAGCCACGUAUGACUAUGUUUCUUAAAAUAUAUGUUCCUUCGGGUUGGAGUAAGGUUUCACUUGCUUGAAUUGAUCACAUCCUCGUGGGUCAUAGAGAAUUAUGCAAUUCCUGUAUUAUGAUCCUUUAAUCGGGAGGAUGCAGUGCCCAGUGCUGAUGUCAAAUCGGAAGAUU